Molecule: messenger RNA, 2203 nt
Organism: Camelina sativa (false flax)
Lineage: Eukaryota; Viridiplantae; Streptophyta; Magnoliopsida; Brassicales; Brassicaceae
Biological process (GO): nucleosome assembly; transcription by RNA polymerase I
Cellular component (GO): nucleolus
Molecular function (GO): DNA binding; histone binding
Source: RefSeq, a predicted model, not a curated record
AGAGGAAUUGUGAGAGGCGCGCAGGAAGAUGGCGCAUAAUAGCAAAAGACCUAAUAGUUUAAUUCAUCAGGGGGUCCUCGAGUUUCCAUUGUCUUGCUCUUUAUUCCCCUCAAAACCUAAAAAGCCCAACGAGACAGAGCGCACCCUUCUUCCCCCUUAUCUCCUCUUUUUAUCUCUUUCGCAGCUUUUUCUUCUCUCUUCUCUCUUUACAGAUCUAUAUGCUUUCUCUGUCAAUCGUUUCGCUUUCUUUCUCUCCAUCGGUUUCGUCAGAUCUCAUCGAUUUCUCGGCGUUUCAUCGGUUUCAGGUCAAUUCCAGGGAUUUGCUAAUUGGUAGGCUGUUUUAACGCAAAGAUGAAUGGUUAUGAAGAGGACCUUGAUGAUAGAGCUGGAUAUGAUGACUAUUACAGCGGUGAUGAGGACCUUGAUGAGUAUGAAGAUGACGAGGAGGAGGAGGAAGAAGAAAGAAGACCUCCAAAGGAAGAAUUGGAAUAUCUCGAGUUGCGCGAAAAGUUGAAGGAAACAAUGAGGAAGAACCUGAGGAAAGGAAGUGCCAACGCUCAAUCUUCACAGGAAAGAAGAAGAAAACUUCCUUAUAACGACUUUGGUUCCUUCUUUGGUCCUUCGCAGCCUGUUAUUUCUUCAAGAGUUAUACAAGAAAGCAAAUCAUUGCUAGAGAAUGAGCUACGGACAGCUAAAAUGUCCAAUUCAAGUCAAACGAAGAAAAGACCUGUUUCAGGUUCAGGCACUAAGAAUGUAUCACAAGAGAAGCGGCCUAAAGUUGUGAAUGAGGUGAGAAGAAAAGUUGAGACUCUUAAGGAUACACGAGACUAUUCGUUUUUGUUUUCCGAUGAUGCGGAGCUUCCUGUUCCGAAGAAGGAAUCUCUCUCUCGAAGUGGCUCAUUUCCUAAUUCUGAGGCUCGAUCUGCUCAAUUAUCAGCAAGGCCCAAACAAUCAUCAGGUACCAAUGGUAGAACUGCUCACGGUCCUCCUCGUGAGGAGAAGAGACCUGUUUCAGCUAAUGGACAUUCAAGACCUUCUUCCUCUGGUAGCCAAAUGAAUCAUUCAAGACCUCCUUCCUCGGGCAGCCAAAUGAAUCAUUCAAGACCGGCUUCCUCAGGCAGCCAAAUGCAGUCGAGAGCUGUUACAGGGAGACCUUCUUCCUCAGGCAGCCAAAUGCAAAAUUCAAGACCGCCUUCUGCUGGUAGCCAAAUGCAACAAAGGGCAGCGUCAUCAGGCAGCCAGAGACCAGGUCCCUCGACAAACCGUCAAGCACCUAUGAGGCCACCAGGUUCAUGUUCCACAAUGAAUGGUCAAUCAGCUAAUCGUAAUGGUCAAUCAGCUAGCCGGAAUGGCCAACCAAAUUCCAGAUCAGAUUCCCAAAGACCAGCUCCUGCGAAAGUGCCAGUCGAUCAUAGGAAACAGAUGAGCAGUAGCAAUGGAGUCGGUCCUGGUCGGUCAGCGGCCAUAGCAAGACCUUUGCCUUCUAAGACUUCACUGGAAAGAAGACCCUCCAUGUUGGCGGGAAAGAGUUCUAUUCAAAAUGCUCAGAGACCGUCCUCAUCAAGACCAAUGUCAUCGGAUCCUAGGCAACGGGUAGUAGAACAGAGAAAGGUUUCUCGUGACAUCGCCACACCCCGAAUGAUACCAAAACAAUCAGUGCCUACCUCCAAACACCAGAUGAUGAGUAAACCAGCGCCCAAGAGACCUCCCUCACGUGAUAUAGAUGAUAGGAGGCUGCUGAAGAAGAAGAAGCCUGCAACAAGGUCGGAGGAUGAAGAAGCAUUCAACAUGCUUAGACAGUUGUUACCCAGCAAGCGUUUUUCUAGGUAUGACGAUGAUGACAUAAACAUGGAAGCAGGCUUUGAAGAUAUCCAAAAGGAAGAGAGACGAAGUGCAAGAAUCGCAAGGGAGGAAGAUGAAAGAGAACUUAAGCUCUUAGAGGAAGAAGACAGGAGAGAAAGACUGAGAAAGAAGAAGCUAAGCCGUUAAAAAGUUAGAAGCAUCCUUUUGCUCUUUUGUCUUCUUUUAGGACUUCAGAUCUUUUUUUUUUAGUGUUACCUCAUUUAAAUCUCUUUGGCCGCUUGGGGCAAAAAAAAAAAAAAGAGUUUUAAUCUUUCUUCUUCUCUUGUUUUCAAAUUAAGGAUCUUUUGUUCUUGGAAUUGUACAAUUAGUAAUAUUAUCUUUAUUGGGGUCACUUCAAGAA